Messenger RNA from Entrophospora sp. SA101, 168 nucleotides. The record is from the annotation of a GenBank genome assembly. NCBI's taxonomy places the organism in Eukaryota, Fungi, Glomeromycota, Glomeromycetes, Entrophosporales, Entrophosporaceae.
AUGUUUAGUUUUCCAGCACAACUCUCAAAUAUCAAAUGUCUUAGAAGUGCACUUGAAAAUUUAUAUUUUUACAAAGAAAACAUUAUACAAAAAGCAAAGCUGUUGCCAGAUUCAAAGAAGCAGAAUUAUGCAUACAAUAAGAUAUUUCAUGCUGAUUCGGAUACUCUA